CCGGGAAACGAAGAAAAAGCGCGAGUUCGAGUCGAUCGAGUUGGAAUUACGGAUCUUGGAAAGAUGAGCGGUCCUAGCGUGGACGUGGUCUGGGACCCGCAGGCUCAGAUGAAUUCCUUGGAUUGUUGGGAUUACUCGAUCGAGCUCUCUUGUCUUCAAGGCCCGGAAGAUUUACAAUUAGCGGCAGAACUUGGAAAAACGCUUUUGGAACGGAACAAGGAAUUGGAGAACAUUAUUAAAGCGCAUCAAUCGACCGUGGAGGAACAAGCACAAGAAAUAGAGUAUAUGAAAAAACAAACCGCUGCCCUUAGAGAAGUGAACGAUUCGCGGUUGAAAAUUUACGAGCAACUCGAAGUCAGUAUUCAAGAUUUGGAACGUGCGAAUCAUCGUCUGGUAAUUGAGAACACCAGCGACAAAAAACUGAUCAAGAGUCAAUGUUUAACGAUCGAGAGUCUAGAAGCGAGGUGCGAGGAACUUCAGAAGAAAAUCGACGAGAUAAACGAACAGCAUGAAAGUCUGCUCCGGCAACAAUCUACGAGUCAAUCGGCGAACAAUAUCACACAAACACACACCAUUCAUUGGAAAGUAUCGGUCACGCAGGGUAGCAGCACACAACAGAACGCUGCUCCGUCUGGUCAGAAAUCUUUCCAAGAGGCAAACGCGGAUACGAACGUACGGCAAUUACCGACAAUUCCAACGAACGACGAAGAAGUUACCGAAUUGUUGAGACAAUUGCAGGAAGCGCGAAGCCAGAGGGCAAGAGAGCAGCAAAAGGUUGCCGAGCUUCGACAACAAUUGGCAUCUUUGUUGCAAGAAAACAACGCGUUGGAAGAACAGUUGAACGUUUGGCGUAAUAAAGCACAAGACGUGAAAAAUCUUCAAGAGGAGAUAAACACUUUGGAAGAAGUAAGACGGGGUCAAUUAUGCGGACGAUGUUUACGAGGACUGGACUCUAAGACGCACGACGAACUCUCUGUAAUGUUGAAUCAAGAGGAAUACGAUGAUAUUAGCAUGGCUGAAUCGCUCAUAAACGAUAGUCAACGUGACACUGAGUCUCUUACUCAGGAAUCGAACGAUCAAAACGAAGUGUCGAACGACAUGAAGAAUCCUUAUAGAGUGCUAGUGGAGAAAUAUCAAGCGUUGUUAGAAGUUCAAAGACGAUCCGCGCUUAGGCGGAAAGAUAGCGUGCCAACGCCUAUGUCGUUGCAAGAAGAGUUAGAGAUGUCGGGGGAGUUCAACAGUUUUCAGAGCCCGACGUUGGAGGCGGAGAUCCAACAGGAGCCGGCUAAAUCGGCGGUUGGUAACGCGACACGUGCCAAAACGGAGAUGUGCGGUAAAAAAGUGUUUUCCGCCACUCCGACAGAUUUCUCCGAGGCGGAGACUUCAUCGUCCGGUUUUUUGGACGAGACGAGUAACAAAGCGACGCAAACCGAGGGAAGGCCCGGCUCGUUCCUAUUCUCGUUUGCGGACGGCGAGGAUUGCAAGUUCAGCAUUUACGACGAUAAUAGCCCGUUCGAGAGUAGAUUCAGGAAAACGCCCGAGUACAGACAAUUGUUCAGUGAAAUAUUCCGAGUCUUGAAACGAGCCGCGGAAGCCAAGGACGAAGGUGAAAAAUUACCCUUGUUGGACGAUUCCACGAGCACGAUCAAUUCUCAGCAACAAUCCGCGCUUCAAGAUGAUGUUCCUAGCGAGACAACCGACGAUAAUCAAAGCGUUUCCUCUUCUAUAUUUUCAUCCGCCGUAUCCGAACCACCGUACAUAGUACAAAUCUCGCCGAAUGGAGUGAACGAACAACAAAACGGUGAAGUGAGUGUCGCGAAGAAUGGGAAGAAUAUCAUUCGAAACGUAAAUCGAUCGGAUUAUUUAAUGCUUAACAGUAAAAAGAAGUCGAAAAAACAUUCCUCCGCUAGUAAAAAAUUAACGUAUAACGAUAGACCAACGACACCCGAUGUGAUUCCAACCACGAAUCCAAAGUUCGUUCCGCCGAAAUCGAACAGCGGGGGGAAGAAGAAAUUCAGACCUUUCACGAUCGCCGAUCAAAAUGGUAGCACGUGCAACGGGUACGCUUAUCCAAACAAAACGAAGGAAUCGCCUAAUUCGACCGCAAAAUCUUCGAAUAACGCAGGCUCGAACAACAACGCUCAACACAACAACAGUUUCGAGUAUAGAGACUAUAAACCGAGCACAGCGUCGGUAGAAGUAGCCCGGCUAAAACGUUUAGAAAUGUCUUACGCGGAAGUUCUUCGGUUGCCAAAUAAAUCUAAAAUGAACAAUCAUCGUAGAAGCUAAAAUCUUCUUUGAUAUAUUAUCACGAUACCUUGAAGGAGGAAAAAAAAAAAAAAAAAAAAAAGGAAGACUUUUAUACGUAAGAUAUAGUCAAGUGAAAGGUUAAGUUCAAAAUUUGUUAAGUUUAACCUCGUAAAACGAAAUACUUAGGACGGAAUUAAAUUAUUUCACAGAAGUAAGAUUCACAGUAUUGAUGAUCAGUGCUAAUUGAACAAAUUUUGUGAAUAUUUUUUAAGGGAAGCGAUUGCGUGUAAUGUCUACUAGAUACUAAAUUAUUUGAAAUUAAUUUUUUUAUUGUAUUUUGUAUAUCUUAAUUGUAUAGGUUUUUUCAUGUGAAUGUGCGUGGGCAACAAAGGUAUACAACGUUAAUAUACAUAUAUUAUUAAUAGCAUCUACCGGAGAUUUAUGAACGGUAUAAAUCGAGUCGUGCCUCGCGAGUUUGUUUUUCUUUAGAAAUUGUAGUUGUGAUCAGAAAUAAAAUUAUUUAUGUGCCAUUUAUUAUGUCGAAUUAUAAUCGUCAACUAUUCCAAAUACUUACUCGAAUUUCCUUCCAUGACAUACGUAAUACCUAUUUCCAAGGAGAACUCACGAUUAGUGCAUUUCAUUAAUAACAUGUACAGUAUAUUAGCUUUUAUAUCUCAUAAUUAUAAAUUACGAUAAUAUUAUGAUCAUCUUAUGUCGAGUAAAUAAAAUAUCUUUAUCUUAGUC
Apis florea (little honeybee) is the source of this 2994-nucleotide messenger RNA. RefSeq names its product cerebellar degeneration-related protein 2-like (gene centrocortin). Lineage: Eukaryota; Metazoa; Arthropoda; Insecta; Hymenoptera; Apidae. The record is from RefSeq and is a predicted model, not a curated record.